This is a messenger RNA of Penicillium malachiteum, 1731 nucleotides long. Its product is annotated as stealth family protein. Bases 1 to 1731 code for a protein of 576 amino acids. Gene Ontology annotation, cellular component: Golgi apparatus. Gene Ontology annotation, molecular function: transferase activity, transferring phosphorus-containing groups. The record is from RefSeq and is a predicted model, not a curated record. The transcript has a single exon. Lineage: Eukaryota; Fungi; Ascomycota; Eurotiomycetes; Eurotiales; Aspergillaceae.
AUGCUAUUCGAUCACAAACCUCAACUUCCCCUUCUUCUUACCGCGUCAAUACAUCUCCCAUAUGGGUUCUGCAGGCCACAGGUUCAUGUCGACAACAUUGGACAUGUAAAGCCAUCCUUGCACCUAGAUCUUGGCCCCAUUGAUGCAGUCUAUACCUGGGUCAACGGAUCUGACCCUGAAUGGAAGGUUGAGAGAGAUUUUUGGUAUCAGCGUUGGAUCCAAGAAUCUGAUGGAUCAAGUCGAAAUUCAAAAGCUGCACCUUCUAUGAGCGUUGAGAAUGACGAUGGUGCUUCCGAUGAGAAUCACUAUCGUGACAAUGAUGAAUUACGAUAUUCCAUCCGCUCCCUCGAGAAAUAUGCACCCUGGAUCCACCAAAUAUAUAUUGUGACGAAUGGCCAGGUUCCAUCCUGGUUAGAUCGGGAUGAUCCUCGUGUGAAGAUCGUCACACACUCAGAAAUCUUCGAGAAUUCCUCAGAUUUGCCUGUCUUCUCCUCUUCUGCAAUUGAGAGUAAUUUGGACCGGAUCGCUGGUUUGAGUGAUUAUUUUCUCUACUUCAAUGACGACGUAUUCCUUGGAGCACCUGUCGAGCCAGAGGAUUUCGUCGGGCCAUCUGGAUCGCAAAAGAUUUAUCUUUCUCACCCGGUUCCAUUGGGUGACGAUGCAUACCCAGAAUACUGGUCUCAGAAUAAACACCGAGACGAGGAUGGCAAUGACUCAACACACAGACGGGCUAGUAACUCCCCCUUGGUGGGUAAUGACUGUAACGAAAUAGCACCUGAGCCUCUAACUGGCAAAGUAUUUCUUUCCGCAGCAUGUGACUCAGAUGAAGCGCAAGCGGAGACCCUACAGAUGUUGCUGGGCAAUAUUAUUGCAGAAAGCAACCCCUCAGCCAAUGAUCAAAUUGGUUCCGGUUUCAAGUUGCUGCAAUCAUCACAGCAUCCCAUUCUCAGCGAUCUGAACCCAUCCAACAGAACAGAUCAAGAGUCCGAACUAGAAUUGGACACCACAACUCGGAUCAAAAUUGCUGUACUAUUAGACGCCUUCUCGCAAUGCCCGAAUGAUCACGAUUUGGUUUCCGAGGCGAUCAGAUCUGUGAUCAAGGCAUUCAACGGGCGAUUUAACCUUUCUCAACAUCUUCGAAGGGUCCCGGCUCAUAUGCCACAUAUGAUCAAGAAGCAAACCUUCACUGAAUUGAAAGAGAUAUUCAAACGUGAGUUUCAACAGAACUCCGCUCACAAAUUUCGCCACCCAAGAGAUGUUCAAGUCAGCUUUGCUUACUUCGAUUAUCUACUUAAUCGACCGUAUUUUCUAUCAACGUUGUGUCGUUUGGAAAAUAAAAACUGUGACCCGAGUAAUAGCAGUUCGCACUCGACGCAGGGAUACGAAUUGAAGAUGGCAACUGACGUGACCUUUCACAUGCUGGGAGACGACUUUGAAAGUACAAUGGACAAACUUGAUUCGACAAGACAAUGCCCUACAAAAUUCAUCUGCUUGAAUGAUGAUAUGAAGCAUCAAUCAGCUGACUUGGAAGUUGCUCUACAUGGUUUGCUGGAGAGCCUUUGGCCAGUGCCCUCAAGCCUUGAGCUAUAUACAACGCCUCCUGAGCAUCAAAAUCGCAUGAAAGAGUGUCAAAUACAAUCAUCAAUCUCGACAUUCUGGCUCCUGACUUUCGUUUCUACAAGCACCGCCAUUAUUUACCUGUCACUACAAACAUGGAUAAAGUUGAUAUAA